This is a messenger RNA of Aphis gossypii (cotton aphid), 1336 nucleotides long. Its product is annotated as E3 ubiquitin-protein ligase RNF181-like. Gene Ontology annotation, molecular function: zinc ion binding. NCBI's taxonomy places the organism in Eukaryota, Metazoa, Arthropoda, Insecta, Hemiptera, Aphididae. The coding region runs from base 185 to 634 and encodes 149 amino acids. The transcript has 4 exons. The record is from RefSeq and is a predicted model, not a curated record.
GGAAAUAGCCAAAAGAGGUUAAUCAUUACUGAGUAAUUCAUGACUUAUUAUUUAUUUUAAUUUUAAUUAAAACAAAAAUUCCUUGCUGCGCACCUCCUUACAACUACCUAUGUUAUAAUUUUUAUAAUUUUAUAAUUUUUAUUUAAUAUCAUAAAAUUUAAAAAUUUCUUCAACCGUUUAAGCUAUGGCAAGCUAUUUUGAUGAACUCCAUGUUGAAGAAGAUGAAAUGCCUAAUGCUCGUAUAGAUCGUUUAACAAGAGAAACGUUUAGAAUGCUUUUUGAUCAUGAUCCAGCACGAUAUGGUGACAUGAUCAAUUUUCAAAACACACCUCCUGCAUCUAAAUCAGAAAUAGAAAAACUUAGUGCGCCUUCAUUUGAGGAACUAAUAGAUGAACAAUGUCGAAUCUGUUUAUGCCAAUAUCAACUGAAUGAUAAAGCGCUGAACAUGCCAUGCAAUCAUAUAUUUCAUGAAAAUUGUUUAAAAACAUGGCUGGAAAAAAGUAAUUUUUGUCCACUUUGUAAGUUUGAAUUAAAGACUGAUAAUGAAAUGUAUGAAUUGUAUAAGCAAGAGUUAAAAAAUCGACAAGCGAGAGAAGAUAACAUUGCCCAACUUCAUGAAUCUAUGUUCUCAUAAAAAUUAUAAUAUACAAACAAUUACAAUUAAUUGUGUUUUAACAUAGGUACUUACUUUGUAUAGUACAGUAAAUACAAAUAUUUUACAUUAGUUAAGUGGUUAAAAAUUGGGAUUUUGUGUUUUUAAUAGAGACAUUCAAUUUUCAAUUGUGUUUCUUUACCUGUUAUAAACUUUAUUUUAUAAUAUUCCAGAUUAUCAUAAGUUAUAACUAUUACUAAUUUAUUUUUAGAAAAUCUCAUUUCAAAUUAAAUUAAAUUUUUUUUAUUUUUUAUUAAGAACUGUAUUUUAUUCUAUAAAUUUGUAUCCAUAUUAAUAUGUUAUUAUUAUUAUUAAUGAAUUAUUUAUUAUUUUAAUCUACCUAUUAUUUCUAGAAAGAUAGAUUGCAUUCAUCAUUGUUCAAUAUUUUGCUUAAAAUUAUGAAUUAAAUUGAGCUAUCUAUUAUUUACUGUUUGAUUGUUUUUAUUUAACAUUAAGUAUUAUAUCGGCAUGUAUUGAUUUUUAUUUUUUGUGUUUAUCUGAGUAAUUAAAGUAUUGAUAUUAGUUUAAAAUAAAGAAAAUUAUAUGAAUAGAUGUAAUUAUUAUAAAAAAAAAAUAGUGUAAGUUAUGUAAGAUAUCGAUAUGAGCCUUUUUAAUAGGUAAUACCAAAUUAUAUAUUAUAGAAUAGUAUUAUUUAAUAAAAUUUGGAAUACAUUUGUAUUAAAA